Molecule: messenger RNA, 910 nt
Organism: Hippopotamus amphibius kiboko
Lineage: Eukaryota; Metazoa; Chordata; Mammalia; Artiodactyla; Hippopotamidae
Product: ubiquitin-conjugating enzyme E2 E3-like
Exons: 1
Coding region: 1-624 (207 amino acids)
Biological process (GO): protein polyubiquitination
Cellular component (GO): nucleus
Molecular function (GO): ubiquitin conjugating enzyme activity
Source: RefSeq, a predicted model, not a curated record
AUGUCCAGUGAUCAGCAGAGGUCCGAUGAGGAGAGCCCCAGCACCAGCAGUGGUAGUUCAGAUGCGGACCAGCGAGACCCAGCCGCUCCAGAGCCUGAAGAACAAGAAGAAAGAAAACCUUCUGCCACCCAGCAGAAGAAAAACACCAAACUCUCUAGCAAAACCACUGCUAAGUUAUCCACUAGUGCUAAAAGAAUUCAGAAGGAGCUAGCUGAAAUAACCCUUGAUCCUCCUCCUAACUGCAGUGCUGGGCCUAAAGGAGAUAACAUUUAUGAAUGGAGAUCGACUAUACUUGGUCCACCGGGUUCUGUAUAUGAAGGUGGUGUGUUUUUUCUGGAUAUCACGUUUUCAUCCAAGUAUCCAUUUAAACCACCAAAGGUUACUUUCCGCACCAGGAUCUAUCACUGCAACAUCAAUAGUCAGGGAGUCAUCUGCCUGGACAUCCUUAAAGACAACUGGAGUCCUGCUUUGACUAUUUCAAAGGUUUUGCUGUCAAUUCAUUCUCUUUUGACAGACUGCAACCCUGUGGAUCCUCUGGUUGGAAGCAUAGCCACUCAGUAUUUGACCAACAGAGCAGAACAUGACAAGAUAGCCAGACAGUGGACCAAGCGAUACGCAGCAUAAUUCACAUAAUGUGUAUGCAAAGUGAAGGAGCAGAAGGCAUCUUCUCACUGUGCUGCAAAUCUUUAUAGCCUUUACAAUACAGACUUCUGUGUAUAUGUUAUACUGAUUCUACUCUCUGUUUUCAUCCUUUGGAGACUGGGAGACUCCCCAAAAAGGUAAAUGCUAUCAAGAGUAGAACUUUGUAGCUGUAGAUUAGUUAUGUUUAAAAUGCCUACUUGCAAGUCUUGCUUCUUUGGGAUAUCAAAAUGUAUUUUGUGAUGUACUAAGGAUACUGGUCCUGAAGUCU